Volvox carteri f. nagariensis is the source of this 1502-nucleotide messenger RNA. RefSeq lists its product as uncharacterized. The record is from RefSeq and is a predicted model, not a curated record. The coding region runs from base 26 to 826 and encodes 266 amino acids. The transcript has 7 exons. Gene Ontology annotation, molecular function: peptidyl-prolyl cis-trans isomerase activity. Gene Ontology annotation, cellular component: chloroplast; thylakoid. Lineage: Eukaryota; Viridiplantae; Chlorophyta; Chlorophyceae; Chlamydomonadales; Volvocaceae.
ACGAACUUGCACUUCGUUGAAAAAGAUGCGCUUAUUGUUUCACAGCUCUCGCGCUGGCUUAACAUCUCGCUCCAUCGAGCGGCCUUUUACCAACGUGAGGCCUCGUAAGACGCACGCAUGUGUGGUUCAAAGGACGAUCAAUAGCAUCACAGAUCAGGAUGGUGAAAACUAUUUGGGUAGAGCAAACGGUUUGAGCGGAGCCGAAGCGGAGCAAAAUGACAGCCCGCUGGAGCUCGGCCGUCGUGGCGCGCUGGUGGCGUUGGUCAGCGCUUUAGGCUCGGUAUCCAUUUCAUCAAGCACUUUGCUGCUGCCGGAACCAGCGCUCGCGGACGAUUUUGUGACACUGCCAUCGGGCAUCAAAGUGCUCACCAUCCGGGAGGGUGAGGGCGCCCAGCCUCGUCCGGGGGACACGGUAGUGGUGCACUGGGCGGGAUUCACCAAGGGAUACCAAGGCAAGCGCAUCGACAAUACGAGCAUUCGGGACGAGCCGUACGAAUUCAAGUUGGGCGCUGGACAGGCCAUCAAGGCGUUUGAGCUGGCGGUGGAGAACAUGCGGGCAGGAGGUAUCGUGCGUGUGGAGGUCCCCGGAGAGCUUCCCGAGCUGAGCUACCCCUUGGCCCGGGGGGAGAGGUUCACGGGGGAGCUCAUUUCACCUGACUUGAAGAUCUACAAGUACAGGUACGGGCCGCAGCCUGCGGAGCUGGGCGGCCAGCGGGCUCUCGACUUCGUGUUGGACAACCGCACCCUCAAAGACUUCAACCGCACCUUGCUGUUUGACAUCAAACUGUUGGCUGUGAGGCGCAACAGUAGCAGUGGCAGUAGCUAGCAGCAGUCGCCACAACAGUAGCAGUAGCAGUAGCAGCCAACGGAAGUCGGAGGGGAUAAUGGCCAGGGUGCAUAGUACGGUGGCGUAGGAAGCCUUACGUAUUAUAGCACCUUGCCCCUUACGUUGCAGAUGGCCGUCCUCUUCCUCUUCCUUGGAAGAGAAUUGGAAGAGGAUUGGGUGGCGGAUGGGAGGAAAGGAGGAGGAAGGAAGGAGGUGAGGGGUUCGAUGUGAUGGUUGUGGCAAAGGCCGUUCGUUUAAAGAGACACUCAUACAAACCGCAAACACACACGCACAUGGUUCGUGUGGGCGGGGGGUUGCCCGGGUGCCUCCCCGGGGGGUUCUCCCCCCUGCUCCGACGUUUGCGUCGGAUAUCCGCCCCGCCCUGCUGGCUGUGUGUAGUUUGUUCAUUUUUGCGCCGUUGUGUGACAUCGUCCUGUGACAGUGAUGUUGAGAUUGCCGGUUGCUUCCAUAAGACUGCGGCAUGGCGAAUGCUGCGAAGGUAAUGUACAAGGCUACAGGUCCACAGUUCUGCGACAGUGAUGUUGGCGGUGGUUUGCUGGUGCGGGGGGAGCUGUGACGGUGGGGAAACGUUAUGGUGCACAGACAUAAGGCGAUGAUCUUACGGUUGCAAGCCGACCUGCCGGUAAUCUUCCUUAGGAUGUAAAUUGGCGGGAAG